AUUUAUAAUGAAUUUGAUGUGUACAUUUUUUCAGGAUUUAAUUGAUCUACUUAAUCCAUUUGGUGAUGUUCUAUCAUGUGUGAUUGAAAGAGAUGGCAAUGAAAUAAGCUUAGGAACAUCACUUAUCAGAAUGGAGAGCAGGACUGCCUGUGAAUGGAUAGUGAACACAUUUGCUGGUGAAGUUUACCCUGGAGCUAGUGAACCUAUGGUGUGUCGUUUCCUCACAGAGUAAUGAACGCAGAAAUGAAGUAUCACAUUAACGACAAAGUUGAAGAACUGCUCAUCUGCCAAUUCAAUCUCUUUUCCAUGUCGCAGCAGGUCUCAAAGAGAGUAAUACAACUGUGCUUAAUUCUUGCGUUUGUCGGGUCGUGUUUUGUAGUUUAUGAUCUCUUACUUGGAGUCUUAUUCGUUUCCUGUUUGUUUUUCCGUUAGUGGAUCCUCUUCGUGGUGUCUGGCCUUUGGAGCUGUAACAAUUUUUAUUUUUAAAUAUUUUUGUGUUAUCUAUUGCUAAGACCUAAGGUAUGAGGAUCACAAGACUUAACUACAGAGGAACUGAAAAACGUAGGCAUGCGUAGCAUGCGAGAGUUCUUUUUUUUCAUCGUUACACCCAAAAAGAACAUAACUUUCAAAAGAACGAAAAUAUCGCAGAAAGACAGAAAAAAACCUAACUUAUCUGAACUCACACAUAUAUUUUGUGGUCUAUUGUCUCUAUUAUCUAAAUACUUCUAAGUAAAAAUGAAAUGCAUCGGU
Messenger RNA from Pocillopora damicornis (cauliflower coral), 750 nucleotides. RefSeq lists its product as uncharacterized. The record is from RefSeq and is a predicted model, not a curated record. Gene Ontology annotation, molecular function: RNA binding. NCBI's taxonomy places the organism in Eukaryota, Metazoa, Cnidaria, Anthozoa, Scleractinia, Pocilloporidae.